GGAUGGGAGGCGUGACUAGAGAUAAAGUUAUCAAAUCACGGUAAAGAUUCGUCACAAAAUAUAAACGAAUUUUCAAAUAGUAGUUCGUUAAAUUCUACUUGUGACGUACGUACGUGCUUUCUGUGUGAUUUGUUAAAAAUAUAAUGGAUACGUAUGAAAGUGUAUUACUUGUCAAGUCCGAAGUAUUUGUGUUUAAAAUACCGCCAAGGUCAACAAAUAGGGGUUAUCGAGCAGCUGAUUGGAAUCUCCAAGAGCCUUCAUGGACUGGGCGUAUGCGACUUGUAUCUCAGGGAGACUCAGUCACCAUAAAGCUGGAAGAUAAAGUUACUGGAGAAUUAUUUGCUAAAUGUCCAAUUGAACAAUAUCCAGGAAUUGCAGUUGAACCAGUCACAGAUUCUUCCCGUUAUUUUGUUCUAAGAAUUCAAGAUGAUAAUGGAAGAUCAGCUUUCAUUGGUGUGGGAUUUUUAGAUAGAUCUGAUAGUUUUGAUUUAAAUGUUGCCCUUCAAGAUCAUUUUAAAUGGCUUAAAAAUCAGGAACAAAUAGAAAAGGAGAAAGAUAAACCAAAACAAGAAUUGGAUCUCAGAUUUAAAGAAGGAGAAACAAUAAAAAUAAAUAUGAAAAUUACUAAAAAGGAUGGUAGCGAAGUUUCUUCUAAAUCAAAGCAACGUGGCAAUACAAAUAUGGGUUUACCUCCUCCACCAGGUGGUGUGAAAAUUGCACCACCACCUGCUAAAACUCCAACUUCAUCACCUGCCCAUAAACCUGUUCAGAACCAAAAUCAAACAAGUUCUGAGUGGGGAGAAUUUGCUAGUGCAUCGCAACAAUCUGGAACUCAACCACCGACACCAGCAACAGUAGGAAAUGCUAGUUGGGUUCAAUUUUAACUUACAAGGUGUAUUAAAAUUUAAUAUAGAUAUGCUAUAGAUUAAUAGGCUAUACAUUCGUAAUUUUUAUGUCCACUGCACACAUGUAUGCUAAUAUACAUCUCUAUACCUACAUGUGUGCACAUAAGUAUCUUUUAAGGGUAAGUAUUGACAAAGAUGUUUCUACAUAUACAUACACACACACACAGAGCAAAUUACAAUCCUUUUCUUUCUUUAAAUAGAUCAUACAUAAAACGUGUAUAAUAUUCAUGUUUUGUAUGUAAAUAGUAACCAGAUAAGUUUAUUACCUUGUACAGAGUAGUCUUUAAAAGAUGAAAUACCUUGAAUAAUAAAAAUUCAACAAAUCUGUGCUAUUCAAACAUAACAUUUUUAGGAUAAGUUCGGUAUUAAACAAAAAAUACAGUAAAAUAAAUCCUAGUAUUUAGACACAUUCUUUGUUAAAACCCUUAAAAGAUUAUAAACUGAAUUAUGGCAUAUAUUGUCUUAAUUAGUAUUAUUUUUGGUGUUUGUACAUAAAACAAAAAUUAAAGUUGUUAAUGCAAAUGUAAGGCCUAACUUUCUGAAUGUAUUAAGUUUUUAAAUUAUAUUUAGAGUUUGCAGCAAUGCAUUGAAGAAACAGUUUGUCAUUAAGCAUAGGGUAUUUACACUUUACUUUCUAAUUUUUUAAGAAAUCGUUUAAGAAUUUAUUUUACAUUAACAUAAAUUUUAGUUAAAUAUUUUGCUGUUUAACUAAAAUUUAGGCAGUACUUGUAAAAAGUACAUAACAAAAAAGUUGAUUAAAAAUACAUAGACAAAGCACUGUUCUUUCAAGUUUAAAGAUAUUAUUAAAUCAAAGUUAAGGGAAUUCAUUAAUCUAUAUUGAAGUAGCGGGAAACAAAUUUGUUACAUAUCUCCAGUCGCAAAAAUGAGGGAUGUUGUUUUGUGUACAUAUUAAAAAAUAUCUAAACCUUAAGUAUGUAACUGUAAAUUAUUUAAAAAUAUAAAAUUAGAUCUUGUGAAUAGAAUAUAUAAGUAAUUAUUUAUAUACUCUAGUGUCACUGUAAAUGAUGUUGAGUAUACUGUAAAUGAUGUUGAAAAAAUGUUGUUAAUAAUAUCUAUGUUAAUACUUAAUAUAACAACACAAAUAUCUUGUAAUUCCACAGAUUACAUUCCGUUUUUAAUUAAAAAUGUAUUACAUAUAUA
Osmia lignaria (orchard mason bee) is the source of this 2066-nucleotide messenger RNA. Its product is annotated as NECAP-like protein CG9132. NCBI's taxonomy places the organism in Eukaryota, Metazoa, Arthropoda, Insecta, Hymenoptera, Megachilidae. Gene Ontology annotation, biological process: endocytosis. The record is from RefSeq and is a predicted model, not a curated record. Gene Ontology annotation, cellular component: clathrin vesicle coat; membrane.